CCACCACCACUCCAUCCACCAGCUCCAUCUUUUUCUGCCGAGUCCAACUUUUUGCCACCGGGGCGUUUUUCGAGAAUAUCGCCGAUCGUUUCCUGGACCGUCCGAUCGAGGCCGAGGCACGUACCUGCCCCCCCCCGCCGCUCCUUUGAUCUCGCCGCUUUCGCUUUUGUCUCGCCCCCCCACGGGUCAUGUAGAGGAGUCGUGUCUCCCUGUGGUUACAGCCUGAGAUCCACGGAUCGACCCGGGAGGAGACUCUGUCGGUGAAUGCAGCACCGCGUGCCCGCGCACAGGUGCACGCGCCCACCAUGUUGCUUCAAGCGCUCUUGCUCGUCCAGCUGCUGUCCUGGGGGGAUCCGGCCUGCACGAGGAGGCUGCUCGCCACACAAGACCAGGACCAGGAGGUGUUCGUAGAUGAGGGGGACGCCCACUCGUUCCUGGGUCGCCAGCUGCUGUUCAAUCGGUUCGACUUUGAGAUUUUCGUCCCCGGUAACCUGGAGAGGGAGUGUCAUGAAGAAGACUGCAACUACGAGGAGGCAAGGGAGGUGUUUGAGAACAUCCCGGAUACAGACGCUUUUUGGAAGAAGUACAACGACGCUAAGGACAAUCGCCCGAACGUGGAUGUGACGUCUCUCCUGGUGGGACUGAUUAUUGCUGCAGUGGCCAUUGUUGUCAUUAGCCUCCUGCUUUGGUAUUUCUGUCAUGGCAAAUGUAAAGAGAGUUUCAGCCCGUCAAGUUCCAUACGGGUUCGCACUGGGAGGACUAACGCUUCUCUAAUAAUGCGCCGGCUAGAGGAGGUGUCCCUAAACCCUGUGCAGCCACCUGGGCCUGGACUCCCUAUGGAGGUGAUCGUCCCCCCCGGGCUGCCGUCCUACGAGCAGGCAAUUGCAAAAAGUGGACAGCACGACGCCCCACCUCCUCCCUAUCCUGGGUCACGCCCUGGAAGCAUCCGGCGGUAGUACCUUCAGGAAUCGGAAGCAAUACAAUAAAACUAUCAUUUGCAAGUUUUUUAAUCAUCACAAGAUUUGAAAUGGUGCCUUAUGCCCUUUGUUUAUUGCUCUGAAUCAACCUGUGUUUUUCUACUCACACAUCAUUCCAUCUUCUCUGCUUUGUUGGUGCAUCUUUUCCUUGGAAGUGUAAUCUUCUCUCUUUGACAUGCUAUUUCCUCAGCUGUGGGUUCAGUCACAUAACCUCUACCCUCUGCCGAAUGAGCUUUAUAACACAUUUUACUCAGUUUGCUGCUUUAUUUGUCAAAAUGAAAAUGAAGAAUCAGUACAGUGUUGGACAUGAGUGCUUUAUAUUGAGGGAAUCCUUCUUCUCUUAAAGGUGGUUGUUUUCGAUACAAGACUGAGUGAAAGACGAGGGUUUUGUUUCAUUACACUAAGUAUUAAUGGUAAUCACUGAGAGAGACUGGUGUGUUGUCAUAUGGUUCCCUGUCUCUUUGUGAAGGAAAAUUAAAACAUGGUGUCAUGAUUCAUUUAGCCAUGAAUGGAAAAACAACUCAAGAGUUUUUGAUGCACUGGUCUACCAGUUUUUUUUUUCUUUUUUAAAGGUUUACUUUGUAAUUACAGCUGUGUAUCAACAAAUGCUUUAGUCCGAUUUUGUUUUCAUGUGCUGAUUUUGUGGUUGCUUUAUAAAGUUAUAAUGUGUUUGAAAUUUAUAUAAUUAUGAGACUGCUCUACUAAUAUGUGAAGUUUUUAAUUUCAUGAUCUGUCUUCUGGUUGGUUUUAUUAAAUGUAUUAUGAACUCUUCAGAGACGGUUUUCUAACAUUUCCUCAGGACAAUUUUUACAGUUAGACCAUUACUGCUGUUAUGACUAUGAAAGUAACAUUAGAACAGCAUGUGUGUAACAAAGCCACUCAAUUAGCUGUAGUUUGAAUGAGUUUCAUUUUAAUGACACGAUGCAGAAAUAUGUAUCGCUCACCUUCACCAAAGUCUCAUUAUGACAAGAGGAUUUACCGAGGCCUCGUUGGUUCAGGCUGACCCGAAGCACUAAAAAAACCUUUUCCAGAUGUUUGUUGUCUCAUCUUCCAACUGUAUCUGAGAUUGUCAAUGUGUGUAUGCAAACUGAAGAGAGCUGUAUGUGGCUAUUUUACAAAUUUUGUAAUUUUUCAGAAUUUUCUCAUCCACAUUCGAUAAAUCAUGGUUUAUUCUUCAACUGUAAAAGACAUAUGUGCAAUCUGGAACGCUGAGGUUGACAUCAUCUUGGAAGUAUAAUGAGUUUACACCAAAGCAACCUUCUUAUGUCACUUUUCUUCUGUGUGUGAACAUUGACUCAUAGAGGUUUUCAUAUCAGAUUUAAACACAUCUGUAUGUAAAAUGUUUACGGUUGUCGUUAAAAUGAUUGAGGACUAUGUUCACAUGUUUCAAGAGCUUCAUGUGAGAUUACACUUUUUAAAUGGGUUGAAAUAAUUAAAUAAUUAAUAAAUGUUAUUUUUACAAUCAAAUUGUAUGUCCGGAAUUGACUGACAAGGACCUGUUGAUGUUAAGAUGACACAUUGCCUCUUCUUUAAUCAAAUAGACAUGUGUACAUUUCUUGUAUCACACAAAUAAAAUACAUUAAAGAAAUGUCAGCAGCUCCAGGCCAUAGGAUUUCAGGAUAUCAAGAUAUUGGAUACUGUUUGAACGCUUGCGUGAAUAUCAAUACUGAGAAAUUUACAUUUUUACCUGUUAACAACACAAAAAAUGAAAAAAGUAGGAAUAUGCAGUGUAGAGAAUUCAUCUAUUUUUAUCAAGGAUGGCAAAUGGUUAACAAAAUAAAGUGUAGCUGCUGACUAAAGUUAUUUCAGGCUCUCACAGAGUGGAACUACAUCUAUCAACUAUUCUACACAUUUCUAAAGAGGGGCUCUUAAAAUAUUAGGAGAUUUGCCUGUUUAUUUUGUAUUAUUAAUUUAUUCAUCAGGAGUUUAGGCCGGAUUGUAUGAACACAAAUUAUAUCAAGAUAAAAAACAAAUAAAUGAUUCUAAAAAGUUGAA
Limanda limanda (common dab) is the source of this 2972-nucleotide messenger RNA. It is a transcript of the gene prrg4, whose product is annotated as proline rich Gla (G-carboxyglutamic acid) 4 (transmembrane). The coding region runs from base 306 to 956 and encodes 216 amino acids. Gene Ontology annotation, molecular function: calcium ion binding. Gene Ontology annotation, cellular component: extracellular region. Lineage: Eukaryota; Metazoa; Chordata; Actinopteri; Pleuronectiformes; Pleuronectidae. The transcript is spliced from 6 exons. The record is from RefSeq and is a predicted model, not a curated record.